Molecule: messenger RNA, 2883 nt
Organism: Miniopterus natalensis
Lineage: Eukaryota; Metazoa; Chordata; Mammalia; Chiroptera; Miniopteridae
Source: RefSeq, a predicted model, not a curated record
GGGUGUUGAUUUGCCUUUCCCUCACUUCCCCUUGAGUAAAGGAUUUACCUGAGAGGAUUGAUAGGGGUUUAGAUUUUGAACUCUUAGAAUUGGAGUGGUAUAGCAAAGUUGCUAGAUAUGCAGGCUUCUGUCGUUGCUCGCAAAAGUGACCUUGAAAAACUGCCGAGGAGUUGAAAGAUUGAAGGACAAAGUUUGUUUAUACAGAUUUGGACUGAAAAGCUCUAUUUAAGAUGAAAAGAGACUGUACUUCUGAUGUUCAAGUUGAGUGGUUAGUAGGAAUAUGUUAUAGAUUCAAAUUAGGAGUUUUCAAGCAGUAAGACAAUAGGACUGUAUUCAUUCUCUCCCACUCUUAUCCAUUCCCUCCCCCAACAAAAAUAUUCUAAAUCCUUUUGGUAUGAUAGUUGAGUGAACUGCCUAACAGAUUCAGAAUUCCUUGCAUGCUACCUUGUCUUCUGUGUAAUCUAGAGGGUUCUUAGUGAAGAAUGGUAUUUCAGGAGUUCAAAGUAAUGUUUGUGAAACUUCUUUUGGGAAUUGGAAUGCUUAUGGUAAGAAAACAGUCAUUCUGGGAAGUUAUAUCGUAAGGGAAAGGAAUAUGUGUUAAGGAUUACAUUUUUAACAGAAAAUUAUUUUAAUUUUAAUGUUUGUUUUUUUUACAAUUCAUUGAUUUAGAUGUUAUCAGUUGCUCUAGGUUUUACAUAUAAUUGAAAAAACAGAUCUAGAUACUGAAUGACUCUACUAGCCCUGGGAGAAGGCCUGGAGCAGGGGAGGUAGAAGUUGUCAGAAUGUCCACAGAAGGAGGAUUUGGUGGUACCAGCAGCAGUGAUGCCCAGCAAAGCCUACAGUCCUUCUGGCCUCGUGUCAUGGAAGAAAUCCGGAAUUUAACAGUGAAAGAUUUCCGAGUACAGGAACUCCCACUGGCUCGUAUUAAGAAGAUUAUGAAACUGGAUGAAGAUGUGAAGAUGAUCAGUGCAGAAGCCCCUGUGCUCUUUGCCAAGGCAGCCCAGAUUUUUAUCACAGAGUUGACCCUUCGAGCCUGGAUCCACACAGAGGACAACAAGCGCCGGACUCUACAGAGGAAUGAUAUCGCCAUGGCAAUUACAAAAUUUGAUCAGUUUGACUUUCUCAUCGAUAUUGUUCCAAGAGAUGAACUGAAACCUCCAAAGCGUCAGGAGGAGGUGCGCCAGUCUGUGACUCCUGCCGAGCCUGUCCAGUACUACUUCACGCUGGCUCAGCAGCCCACCGCCGUCCAAGUCCAGGGGCAGCAGCAAGGCCAGCAGACCACCAGCUCCACAACCACCAUCCAGCCCGGGCAGAUCAUCAUUGCACAGCCUCAGCAGGGCCAGACCACACCAGUGACCAUGCAGGUUGGAGAAGGUCAACAGGUGCAGAUUGUCCAGGCCCAGCCACAGGGUCAAGCCCAGCAGGCCCAGAGUGGCACUGGACAGACCAUGCAAGUGAUGCAGCAGAUCAUCACAAACACAGGAGAGAUCCAGCAGAUCCCGGUGCAGCUGAACACCGGCCAGCUGCAGUAUAUUCGCUUAGCCCAGCCUGUAUCAGGCACCCAAGUUGUGCAGGGACAGAUCCAGACGCUUGCCACCAAUGCUCAACAGAUCACACAGACAGAGGUCCAGCAAGGACAACAGCAGUUCAGCCAGUUCACAGAUGGACAGAGGAACAGCGUGCAGCAAGCUCGAGGCUCUGAGCUAACGGGAGAGGCAGAGCCCAGAGAAGUGAAAGCCACAGGAAAUGCAACUCCCUGCACCUCUUCCCCGCCCACUACACACACACCCUCACACCGUGCUGGUGCCUCCUGUGUCUGCUGCUCCCAACCCCAGCAGAGCUCCACAUCCCCUCCUCCCUCUGACGCCUUGCAGUGGGUGGUGGUUGAAGUAUCUGGGGCCCCCAACCAACUCGAGGCCCAUAGGGAGCUGCAUGCCCCUCUCCCAGGGGUGACCUCACUCUCUCCUCUCCACCCCUCGCAGCAGCUCUACCAGAUCCAGCAAGUCACCAUGCCUGCCGGCCAGGACCUCGCCCAGCCCAUGUUCAUCCAGUCAGCUAACCAGCCCUCCGACGGGCAGGCCCCCCAGGUGACCGGAGACUGAGGGCCUGAGCUGGCAAGGCCAAGGACACCCAACACAAUUUUUGCCAUACAGCCCCAGGCAGUGGGCACAGCGUCCUUCCCCAGAGGACCCCGCCGACCUCAGCGCCUCCUGCAGGCUAGGACACUGGUGCGCUUCGCCCCACACCUGGGGGCCGAGAUUCUCCAACAGAAAGAUGCAAUAUUUUUUAUUUCCUUUUUUCCAUUUUUUUCUCCAAGGAAUCAAUAUUUCAGUAUGUUGAGCUAUGUGUCCAGUGCUAUGAAAUGAAAAUAUUAAAUACAUAUUUAUGGCAUUUUCUUGAAGAGUGUGGUUGAAGAAAUACUUCUUUUGGGGUUUUUUUUGGGGUUUUACCUCCACUCCUUUUUAGGAGCAAAUCUCCUAAUAGGUGUAUGUUAUCUCCUGACUCUUGGAACAGCUGCUGCCCCCAGGAUUUUCCACCUUUUUCUGUCCUCAGAUUAAACUAGGUGAAUGUGUGUAGCUUCUUUUUCAUUAGUGGUCUUCUCUCCUUGUCCCUGCUCUUUCCCAGAGCUCUGUAUUUGCAUCCAGAGGCCAUGGAAACAUUCCUUGCAUUUAAGAGAUGAACUCAUUCACCAUGGAGAGUGGAUGGUUUCAUUCCCAAACCCUACUCUCCCAGGGACCCUAGGAGACUAGAACUUUGUGCAUUUACCUCCCAUACACACAUUUUUAUUUUAUUUUUAAAAUGCAUUAAAAAAUUGUGCUAGUCUCUUGCUGCAUGGACUUCAAACUGCAUGACAUGCAAUAAACUCAUUUUAGACAAUUCAAA